Meyerozyma guilliermondii ATCC 6260 is the source of this 696-nucleotide messenger RNA. RefSeq lists its product as uncharacterized. Gene Ontology annotation, molecular function: FMN binding; riboflavin reductase (NADPH) activity. Bases 1 to 696 code for a protein of 231 amino acids. The transcript has a single exon. NCBI's taxonomy places the organism in Eukaryota, Fungi, Ascomycota, Pichiomycetes, Serinales, Debaryomycetaceae. The record is from RefSeq and is a predicted model, not a curated record.
AUGUUACGAUGUUCAGGGCUCAGAAAGCACUUCUCAAGGCACAAUUCCACACUUUCGGGCUCGCUCCUUCCAGAUUUCUGCUCGGCGAUGGCACGAAUAGGCUCUCAGGCUAUGAUUCUUACAGCUCCAUAUCGAAAUGAUUCGCAAUCAACUUCAAAAAAUCCAACACUUCACGGCAUGACACUCUCUUCUGUGUGUUCGCUCUCAGUCAGCCCGACGCCCCUCUUGUCAUUUAAUCUCCAUUUGCCUUCGUACACAUCAAAGUCUCUUCAUGAACGAGAUAGUAGCAUGGCUAUUCACCUCAUGCCUCCCACUGCCAACGCUGUAAAGUUGGGCCGUAUAUUUGCUAGCGGUGUAAAGAAGAAGACUGGAACUGACGAGAUCUCGUUUCAGAAGAAUGAAAAAGAACAAAAAGAUUGCGAGGUUUUCCAUGAAAUGACCACUCCAUUCAAGUAUGUUGCUAAAGACGAUUGGUUCGAAUACCAAUUAGAUAGCAAGGUUAACAUCCCAAUUCUUCGAGAGGCGGAACGAGUGUUUAUCUGUAAGAAAAGACAGGUGGUUGAGGUAGACUCCCACGAAAUUUGGGCGGUGGAAGUCCACGAUAUCUUGAAUCCUAAUCCAUCCACGCAGGCCACUGGUGGCCUUCUUUACUACAAUCGAGCAUUUCAUUCGGUGGGAAAGUGUCUCCACGAAUAG